AUGGCGACCGACGAGCCGCGGACGCGCUUUGCAUUGCACCUACCGCUACUCUACGGUGCCAAGGCCAAGUCCGUGCCUACGCCAUCCGAGCAGCAGAACCGGCUUCACGGGCUCUGGAUAUCCGAGGCCACGCGGGUCGUGGACGCCGACGUCGCCGAGCGCGCCGAGGCCAUGAGCCUUCCGCACAAGCUCGCGCGUAAGGCCAACAUCUACUUGGCUGAGAACCGGCGCCUCGACAUGCUAUUGCGGCGCAAGCCCACGCAGGCCAAAACGUUGUCGUCGCGCUGCUGCUGGAAGAGCCUGCGGAUGAAGAAGAAAAGGGCAGCGCCACGCAUCGUCGACGAUAUGCUGGCGCUCGAGCACCGCUACCGCGAAUGGUGUGCCAAGGUGGUCCAAAAGGCGUGGCGGCGAUACAGUCAAAAGCAGUUUUUGGCAACCUACGUUGGCUACGUGCGCGCAAGCGUCCAGAUCCAACGCGUCAUGCGAGGUGUCCUCACACGCAAAUGGGUUCGCGUCUGGUACCUCUCCCAACUGCGCUUCGUCUCCAAGAUCCAAGCCACGUACCGAAGCUUCCUUUACCAGCGCGUCUUGGCCACCAAGUUUCAGUGGCAAUCCUACAACGCCACCGUGAUCCAGCGCUAUACGCGCGGCUACUUUGGUCGCCGGCGCGCGCGCGCAAUCAAGCGCCAUCUUGCGGCACUCCACGUGCAGAUGCUCUGGCGCGGGGUCGCGAGCCGGAAGCGCUCAGACGCGCUCUGGCUCAGUCGCAGCGCCAUAAUUGUUCAAAAACACAUGCGGCGGUUCCUCGUGCAGCGGAAAUCCCGCGUCCUGCGCGCCGCCUACGACCUCGCCGCGGUGCACAUUCAGCGCCUCUUUCGCGGCAUGCGCGCCCGCGUGCGCGUCGAUAAGAUGUUGUUUGACCGCGAGACGAUGAAUCGCAAGCUGGUCAUGGACGUUCUGGAUGCCGAACUCGUGUGGUACAAGGAGCAUGUCCAGAAGCUCCAGCGCCGCGUCGACAAGUCCAAGCUCGAAACACUCGUCAUUCAAAUGGAAAUUGAACACCACCGCGCGCACGUUCGCAUCAACGACAUGGAGUGCAUCUACAUCGACAUGCAAGACAGCGGCUAA
Molecule: messenger RNA, 1128 nt
Organism: Saprolegnia parasitica CBS 223.65
Lineage: Eukaryota; Oomycota; Saprolegniomycetes; Saprolegniales; Saprolegniaceae
Exons: 7
Coding region: 1-1128 (375 amino acids)
Biological process (GO): establishment of meiotic spindle localization; spindle organization; mitotic cell cycle
Cellular component (GO): spindle pole
Molecular function (GO): protein binding
Source: RefSeq, a predicted model, not a curated record